Messenger RNA from Naegleria gruberi, 2466 nucleotides. RefSeq lists its product as uncharacterized. Gene Ontology annotation, molecular function: RNA polymerase I general transcription initiation factor activity; RNA polymerase I core binding. Gene Ontology annotation, cellular component: nucleus. The transcript is spliced from 2 exons. The record is from RefSeq and is a predicted model, not a curated record. Lineage: Eukaryota; Heterolobosea; Eutetramitea; Acrasida; Naegleriidae. Bases 1 to 2466 code for a protein of 821 amino acids. Gene Ontology annotation, biological process: transcription initiation at RNA polymerase I promoter.
AUGAUGCAACAAAAUCCACAACAACUCCAACAAGAACAACAAAUUAAUGUAAUUAAACAAGCUUUUUCAACAGCGCUACGAGAGUUAUUUGAAAAUAAUGAUCCACGAAAAUAUGUGAGUGUCGUACAAAAAUUCCAUCAACUCAGUCCUCUCCAACUUGUACUCACUUUCAAAGCACUCUCAAGGAUAACCAACGAAAUUGUACAUUCAAGAUCCCUCAAUAAUAGUCAAUAUUCAAAUUGUAAAGAUUUAAUUCAUGCCAUCCUCUCCACUAGCACAAAAGUAAUGUGUUCUAAUAACAAGGAUUUACAAAUUAGUUUCGAUACAUUGUGUUUGGCUCUUUAUACCACAUCUUCGUCUACUAAUAGUACUCUCAUAACAACAACAAAUAACAAUACUACUGCUACAAGUAUUCACGAAAUGAUAAUUUCCUGCCUUGUUGAACAUUUCCUUCCGAUACCAGAUUUCGAGCUGAAGAGAAUUGAAGAAAAUAAUGGUGGAUUAAAAUUAACAGCAGAACUCAUAGAAACGCUCGAAAGAACAAGAAAACAAAAUGUACAUAAUCUCCUCUACAAAAUACAAAAAAAAGCUACCAACCAACACUUGUUCAUUACUCAACUUAAAGAUAGAAUUAGACAGGUUUAUCCUCAUGCCUCACACUCACUUUCAAUUCAUAGAGCAUUUGUUGAUAAUGCUUUAAGUUUGGAUAGAUAUAUUCCCUCACUUACUAGCUUCUGUUUCUCCUCGGUUGUACAAAGUCUAAUUGAAAUGGAUGCCCAACUUGUUGCAAUGAAUUCACAAAAUGAUACCUUCUCAUCACAAACCAAUAAGCAUAUUGGAAAUAUGAAUAAUGAAGCAUCAGAUGUUAAACAUCUAGAAAACGCUGUAUUUGAUUUUGAAUUUGAUGAAUCCAAUGCUGAAGAGAUGCGUAUUUACUGUGCUGAAAAACUUGAUUCCAUUGUUACCAUUCUAUUUGAAUAUAUCAAUGAACGUGCCAAUGCUCCACCUUCUUCUCCUGUACAUUUACAUCCACCAAGACAAAAUAACAAGUAUCUAGAAAGUGGCAAUAGCGAAAUUAAGGGAAAAAAUGAAUUUCUUGAUUCCAUAUUCCACUCCAUGAUGGUUUUAUUCAGAAGCUUUGUACUUAACCAAUAUCAACUUCACUCUAUUCAAUUUUUAAUGUUUUACGUUUGCAGUUUUCACGUUAAUUAUAUGGAAAGAUUUAUCAGUUUUUUACUUGGAAAUAUAUUCAACAGUCAACUUCAUGUUGAGGUUAGAAAAUGUUGUGCUGCUUAUUUAUCCGGUCUUUUAUCAAGAGCAAAAUAUGUUACUAAUACCAUUGUUUUAAGAACUUUGGGUCAAUUAUUAGCCUGGUCAGAAAAGUAUAUUAUAACUUUUGAGCAAAGUUUACAAUACUUAGAUGUAGAAACUCAUAGUUUGUUUUAUUCUAUUUGCCAAGGAGUUUUCUAUGUGUUAUGUUUCAAAAUACAACAAUUGCUCAAACCAGAAGAUGGGGAAGGAGGUGAAACCUCACCUAUUAGAAAGGAUGUCAAACAACUAAUGGCAGAAGGUAGACAAUUUUUCUCCCAAAGUCCUAUCAAACGUAUUAUUUAUUCUAAAUUUAAUCCUCUUAAGAUUGUAGCUUCUGAUGUUGCUGAAGAAGUUGUUAAUGCCUUUUCUCGUUUCUACCUCUUUGAUUUCCAUCAUGUUCUGGAGGAAAACCAAAACAUUGUUGUUCCUCUUCGUGGUGGAUAUGGAGGUGUGAAUUAUCUUGAGAAUAACUUUUUCCCAUUCGAUCCAUAUUUGUUAAGAAAAUCUGAAAAAUAUAUUUUGCCAAUCUAUCAAAAAUGGGAAUAUCCAAAUAUCAAUCCAACAACUGGGUAUGAUUCGAGUGAUUUUGGAACUAACUCACAAUUUUCUUCCAAUUCACAAAGACAAGAUUUCUAUUGUGGAUCUGCUGGUAAUUCUGGUAUGAUGGACGAAUGGGACAGAUUGAGGAAUAUGUCAAAAACCAAUAACCACAGAAAUUCGGAGGCAAACAAUUUUCUCUUUGAAUCUCUACACUCUCCUCAAUCAAAAUCUCCACUACAUGCCAUGAUGAAAAAAAGACCAGAAUCUUAUGACGAGGAUGAAAUGAUGGAUGAUGAUAAUGGAAUUUUCGAUCUCUCAGAAGACGAACAGGAAGAAUAUAAUGAUGAUAGCAGCCUGGAUAGUGGGGAUGAGGAACAAUUUGAAUUGGAUGAUGAUGAAUACUAUGAAGGUUCUCAUCCAGGUAUGAUGAUUGGUCAACGAGGAAGAUCUCCUCCAAAAGCUAUUAAUAUUAAGAAAAGGAGAGAAUCAGGAGGAAGCUGUGGAAGAAAUAAUAGUAGCAUUUUGGGAAUGUCUGUUGGCUCUGGAAGUUUGGAAGAUAGCCCUGUAAAGAGUCCAUAUGGUUGGAAUGCUAUUAGUUUAUCACCACAUGUUUAG